CAAAUCGUGUUGUAACAACUCUAUAUGACAUCCGGCGUUUGCGAGCUCGUAUUUUCGAAGCCCGACGAUAGGCGAGGGGAAGUCGUCACAGUCGAUAACGGUCGCCCGUUAGAGCGAGAUAGUUGCGCCAAGUUUAACGCUAGAGAAAAGGAUGGAAGAACAGAUGCGGGCUAGCAUGCGGGCACUAAUGCGGGGGCCAUUUUCCUCAGUCUGUCUGGCAGUUUGAAGCUUAGCUUUCGUCAUAUCACAGCGCACGUAACGAAAACAAACUAGAGCGAAGAAAAUAUAUAAAAUGCCGGAUUUGCUCGUUUGUCGAGCAUGUUUGGCGUGCAAAGUUCCUGUUUACAAUAUAUUACGAACAAGAUAUGAACAGGCGUUCGAGAGAAUGACUGCUAUAUCGAUGGCAGACCGCAUCAAGCCACACGCGCUCUGUGCCCCCUGUUUGGAGACCCUGGACAAGUGCUGCAGACUGCAGGAGAAAUGUGCCAUCUCAGAAGGCAUCCUAAACCGAUUGCUGCAUCAGAACCAGCUCACUGAAGACGCCAUUGCCGCUGUCGAUCGACAGCAGCACAACUUAGUUGACACCCUUCCAACAUUCACACUGGAGACUAUUGGGCCCAGUGAAGUUGAAAAGCCGGAAGGUAUCAAGAAUAAGACAUACUCUAAUACUGAACCUUGGGAGACCCGAAAGCUUGAGGGUCCGACAGAUGCCACGCUUAAUACAAAGUCUGGUAAAAGGCAAAGUUCAGAAAAUCCAAUGGACGAAACUGUGCUUAGGAUUGAGCCUGAUAAAACUCAAAGUCUUGAAGAUCUGAAACAUGUCGUAGUUAAAACAGAGCCUGACAAAAGUCCAGAAAAUCCUACAAAUAAUGUUAUGACCUGGAUCGAGCCUGGAGAACCGACUGUGUGUCAGAUGGUUAAGAUUGAGCCUGGAGUAUCGCAGAGUUUUGAAGUGACUGGUAACGAGGAGCAAUCAAUGAGUCAUUUUGUCAAAGAACCAUUCAACCAAUCUAACCACACCAUAUCUAUAGAAACAGUAAAACUUAAAGAGACGCCGUAUAUCCAAAUUGAUGCAGGAAAAUUAUUAAAAAAUGUAAAAUCUGAAGAUGAAAGUUUAGUGGAAAUUUAUAAAAUGAACCAACCCAUUGACAUUGAAUUUAGUCAAGAAAGCGAUGAUAAAAAUAAUAUAAAAGAUAUUCUAGCUUCAAAUUCAAGCAAAAAUGUCAAGGAUGUUAAAGUACAUUUUAUAGAAAACUGUAAGGUAGAUGGUAGAAGAAUAAAGAAGGUAUCGAGUGUUAAAUGUGAGGCAAAUAAACUAAAAACUCCAAAGCAAAAACCAACAAAUAAAUCUUACCAAUGCAACACAUGCUACUACCAAACCCCAUACCAAAAUAGACUAACAUACCAUAUGAAGAAACACUCAGGAUUCGUCGUAUGCGCUGUCUGUGAUUACCAAUGUGCUACAAAAAGUAGAUUAGUGUCCCACCUUCGUGUACACACUAAAGAACGUCCAUACGUAUGCAAAGAAUGCAACAAAGGAUUCACCGAACUAUGUACUUUAACCAAACACAUGAAUUUGCAUAAGGGAGUGAAACCUUAUAAAUGUUUGUGGUGUGCAUAUGAGGCUGCUAGUAAGAAUCAUUUGGACAGACAUAUCAAGAGGCACACAGGCGAUAAGCGGUUUAAAUGUGAGCUGUGUGAGUACGCGUGUGUGCAGAAGUGCGAUUUGAAGAGGCAUGGUAAAAUUCAUGAGAAUGAGCGAGCUCGGUCCUUCAAGAGGGUAGCUCCGGUCAUUAUAAAGGCUGUUAGCAUGGCUAAGGAAUAAUGUAGGUAAUUUAUUGAGAGUAUUUUUACCUAGGGCUCACAUUGCCAAUAGUGCCUAGUUGGGGCCUAGCCUAGUCGAUUUAAAUAAAAGGGGUCAGAGUUAGACCAAGAAAAGUCGGCAACGAUUUUGGUAGCAUACGCAGUUUAUAUGUCAUAACUGCAUAGAAGUUUGACGUUUAAAAUAACACUUCCACUACGUGUGUUAUCAAAAUCGUUGCAGACUUUUCUUGGUCUAACUAAUAUUUACUUAUUAUUUCUAUCCGGUCUUCGAACACCGUCUGGGAGGGGCAGAGAACCGUAUUCUAACGCAUUUACUGCCAAAGUUUUCCUAGUGCUACGCUCAUAGCCUAUCCCCGCGUUUUCCCGCUUUGUAGUGGAAACCGACUACGAACAGAGAACCCGCCGAGCUGUUACUGUACUAUGUUAUUUCAUUUAUGCUUAUAGCAGCAAGAAGUGUUCGGCGACCGAAUACUUAUAAUGUAGCAACUCCUUUAG
This is a messenger RNA of Cydia splendana, 2319 nucleotides long. Its product is annotated as zinc finger protein 37-like. The record is from RefSeq and is a predicted model, not a curated record. Gene Ontology annotation, cellular component: nucleus. NCBI's taxonomy places the organism in Eukaryota, Metazoa, Arthropoda, Insecta, Lepidoptera, Tortricidae. The transcript is spliced from 3 exons. Gene Ontology annotation, molecular function: zinc ion binding; DNA-binding transcription factor activity, RNA polymerase II-specific; RNA polymerase II transcription regulatory region sequence-specific DNA binding. Gene Ontology annotation, biological process: regulation of transcription by RNA polymerase II. The coding region runs from base 293 to 1825 and encodes 510 amino acids.